AGCAUUCAUCGCAAACGUUGUGGUCCGGAUCACAUUGACGUCCAACGUCAUAUUCGAUUUUUCGCCAGGCAUUUGCCGCUUUGGGUAUUAUGGGUGGCCAGCAAAGUAGUGCCAAAAGUGAUGGAAGUGCUGCUUCAAAACAUGCUGCUGGCGAUGGCUCACUUUUCAGUGCAGGAUGUACUGAGUCGGCGGAUUGGGCUGAAUCGGUAGCCGCAAUUGCGAACGUUCACGAUAGUGACAGCAUGGAACGCCGUCCGUCGUCCGUGGACACGUUUCGCGCACUGCACCAACGCGAAAGCUCGUCGUGGAGCAGUCGCGAGGACCUACUUUCUGCAUCGAUGGGAGGAGGCGAUGAUACUACAUCGCCUUUAUUCAUUACUCUCUAUGAUUUCCAUGGUGUAGGCGAGGAACAGUUAUCUAUCCGUAAAGGCGAUAUGGUCCGAGUGAUUGGUUAUAACAAAGCGGGAGAGUGGUGUGAAGCACGAUUAGCAGCAACUCGACGAUCGGAUUUAGCUAGUCAGAAACGAAUUGGACAAAUUGGCUGGGUGCCAAGUAGCUAUAUUGCUCCCGUCAAUUCGCUUGAUAAACAUAGUUGGUACCACGGAAAAGUAUCUCGAAGUGAAUCUGAGUAUAUCCUGGGUAGCGGAAUAAACGGGUCUUUCCUUGUUCGUGAAUCGGAGACGAGUAUCGGUCAGUACUCUAUCUCUGUACGCAACGACGGUCGGGUUUACCACUAUAGGAUCAAUGUGGACGCUAAUGAUAGGUUGUAUAUCACCCAAGAUGCCAAGUUCAAAACAUUGGGCGAACUUGUACAUCAUCAUAGUGUCCAGGCGGAUGGAUUAAUUUGUAAUCUGCUUUUUCCUGCUCCAAAGAAAGAAAGGCCUCCUUGUGUGUUUUCGUUGAGUCCGACACAGCCGGACGAAUGGGAGGUUGAACGAACAGAAAUCGUUAUGCAUAAUAAAUUAGGUGGUGGUCAGUAUGGGGAUGUAUACGAAGGAUACUGGAAACGCCAUGAAAGGACCGUUGCUGUUAAGACUCUCAAGGAAGACGCCAUGGCAUUGCACGACUUCUUGGCAGAGGCAGCCAUAAUGAAAGAUCUACACCAUAAGAAUCUUGUCCAGCUGUUAGGGGUAUGCACUCGGGAAGCUCCCUUUUACAUCAUUACUGAAUAUAUGUGCAAUGGAAAUUUGUUAGAAUAUUUAAGAAAGUCUGAUCGGUCUAAAUUGCCGCCUACAGUACUGAUGUAUAUGGCUACCCAAAUUGCAUCAGCAAUGGCUUAUUUGGAAUCUAGAAACUUCAUACAUAGAGAUCUCGCAGCACGUAAUUGUCUUGUUGGCAGUGAAAAUGUUGUAAAAGUAGCUGACUUUGGUUUGGCUCGAUUUAUGAGGGAAGACACAUAUACGGCACAUGCUGGCGCCAAAUUCCCCAUCAAAUGGACGGCUCCCGAAGGGCUUGCGUUCAACACGUUUAGCACAAAAAGUGACGUCUGGGCAUUUGGGGUGUUAUUGUGGGAAAUUGCCACCUAUGGAAUGGCACCUUAUCCUGGAGUUGAUUUAUCGAAUGUCUAUUCUUUACUGGAAAAAGGAUUUCGUAUGGAUUCACCUCCUGGAUGUCCACCGAGUGUCUAUCGCUUGAUGCUGCAAUGCUGGAUUUGGUCGCCAAGCGAUCGACCACGAUUUCGUGAUAUCCAUGCCAGCCUAGAAUCUCUGUUCCCACAUUCCAACAUCGACGAAGAGGUGGACAGACAGCUUGAAAAAUCACGCCUCACUUCACAACGUCGUUCCCGACGCAGUGAUGUUGUUCCUGUGUCAGCUGUCCGAUUCCAAGACACUAACAAUCGGCGUUCGUUCAGUGGAGCUGCCGCACCGCAGCGGGGUUCCGGCGAAGUUUUCCCGCCACCUCCAGUGCGAACAUCACAUCAUGAAGCGUCGCUGCAGGACCAGGCUCAGCCAUCGCUUUCGUCAUUCCGAGAACCUGUCAACGAUCCACUCAGACCCAUUCCACGUCACUUACCGCUGCCCACUCCACCGCAAUCAUCUAAGCCAAAGCUAUUGAAGACUGCAUUGAACAAUGCGAGUCAAUCUGUGGAUCGAGGGCAGGCAAAUGAAGAGGUGUUGGUCUCUCCACUAGCGGAAAAGAAUCUUCGCAAAGUGAUCAGUCGCUUUGGUACACUGCCAAAAACAGAUCGCAUCGAUGCGUACUUGGAGUCCAUGAAGAGGGAUCAGCCAGAUAUGUCCGAUGCUGGAGAUGGUGAAUCUUCCAGCAUGAGCCAUGCACUUUCCGACGACUCUUUGGAUGAGCUUCCUAUCCCCGACUCAAUGGAAGGAAAGAGCCAGGUGUUAGUGCAGUUAAAGUCACGUCUAAAAAAGACAGCAUCUGAAUCUCCUGUGUCACCUGAAUCGCUUCCGUUCAAUAGCAGUCCACCUGAGUCCUCUGUAUCGCGUACCGAUCGCAAAGUAGUAGUGACAAGACCUGCUCCCGAUCCUCCUACUCGUGCUAGUGUCGGUCCUGCACCGGUAGUUUCCAAGUCAGAUCACGCGAGGAAGAAAGUGGAAAAGGCGGACGGUUUUUGUCAAACGGAUCCGCAAACUACAGGAUGGAAACCAAAACGAUCAUCAAUGAUUAAUGAAGAACGGCUACCAAUGAGCGCUAUUGUCGAAAUCUCUGCUGAAAAUUGUACCCAGUUUCCUGGAGAGCCCUUGAUUGAUAAGCAUAAGUACUGUAUGAAUGCAUGUGAACUGAAGGCCAGAAUUCGUACCUUACGUCAUGUUGAAAAGCCUGAUGAAAAAGCUACUCUUGAUGUUCUUGGAAAUUCCCCUGAUGAAACGGCUUCAACUUCAUCGGCAUCAGUUCCUGAAUACACUUCAACGGCCAAAGCGUAUUCUUUGCCAUUUCAGCGGCUGUCUCACCUUUCUUCACACUGCCCACGCUCAGUAAACUGCAGUAUGAAAUACAUCAGUUCCGCAAAAAAUGGCUUUUCAAAAAUAGGUUCAGUACCACAGAAAAAAACAAGUUCACUGCCCAUGAAAGCGAAUUUUCUAAUGAUGCUGCAAGUUUUUAUUGAGAAAAAUAAAUUAAUGCUUGCGAAAAAGUUCGAUGUAGAGGAAGCAGUUAGAUCAUCUGCAACGAUGAUAAAACACUCAGAGAGGGAAGAUGGGGUUGACAUAAGUUUCAGAUCCUUAAAAAACAUUACUUCAAAAUCGCCACCGCUGUUAUCCUUGGUAAAAACACUACUGUCAAGUGAUAGAGAAACAAUUUUGGACCGUGCUAAAAGUUUCUCAUGUCGAGCAACGCAUUACCUCACAACUCGAAAAAAUACUAAGAAGUUCACAUAA
Messenger RNA from Cylicocyclus nassatus, 3335 nucleotides. Lineage: Eukaryota; Metazoa; Nematoda; Chromadorea; Rhabditida; Strongylidae. The record is from the annotation of a GenBank genome assembly.